AUGUCGUCUCCACAAAUAAAGUCUGUACUUUUAGUCGGUGGGUCAGGGUUCCUUGGUCUUCACCUUGUUCAAGAAUUUUACGAUAUCAGCCCAGUUAGACCAAAGAUCCACGUCUUUGAUGUUCGCCCACUUCCAGAAAAACUCGCCAGUUAUUUCACAUUUGACCCAAAAGAAAUUGGGUUCAUCAAAGGAGAUAUCACUUCAGAAGAGUCUGUGAAAUCUGCGAUUCGUGAAUCUGGAUGUGAUGUGGUUGUGCAUUCUGCCUCUCCAAUCCAUGGCCAAAAACAAGAGAUUUACGAAAAGGUCAAUGUCGAAGGUACUAAAAACUUGAUCAAGUGCAGCGCCGACCUUAAAGUCAAAGCAUUGGUCUACACUUCUUCUGCCGGAGUGAUCUUCAAUGGCCAAGAUAUCCACAAUGCUGAUGAAUCGUGGCCGAUCCCAGAAAUCCCAAUGGACGGGUAUAACGAAACCAAAGCAAUUGCUGAAAAAGCUGUUCUCGAUGCCAAUGACUUUGAUUCUGAUUUCCUCACUGUGGCAUUACGUCCAGCAGGCAUCUUCGGACCAGGGGACAGACAGCUUGUUCCAGGUUUGCGAAGUGUUGCCAAGUUGGGUCAGUCUAAAUUCCAAAUUGGCGACAAUAACAAUUUAUUCGAUUGGACUUAUGCUGGGAACGUGGCAUAUGCUCAUGUGUUGGCGGCCCAAAAAUUGUUGGAUCCAGAAACAAAGCAUCAAGUAGGGGGUGAAAAGUUCUUUGUCACCAAUGAUGCCCCUACGUAUUUCUGGACCCUUGCGCGUACCGUGUGGAAAGCCGAUGGUCACAUUGAUAAUUUCAACAUUGUGCUAUCCAGACCAGUGGCCAUUGCCAUUGGGUAUGUUUCUGAAUUUGUAUCCAAGUUGACUGGGAAAGAACCAGGGUUGACUCCAUUCAGAGUCAAGGUGGUUUGUGCCUAUCGAUACCAUAACAUCGCCAAAGCGAAAUCGAUUCUUGGAUAUAAGCCAAAGACCGGAUUAGAAGAAGGGAUUAAGUACACCCUUGAUUGGAUGAAUGAAACACAAUGA
Molecule: messenger RNA, 1059 nt
Organism: Saccharomycopsis crataegensis
Lineage: Eukaryota; Fungi; Ascomycota; Saccharomycetes; Ascoideales; Saccharomycopsidaceae
Gene: ERG26
Product: sterol-4-alpha-carboxylate 3-dehydrogenase (decarboxylating)
Exons: 1
Coding region: 1-1059 (352 amino acids)
Biological process (GO): steroid biosynthetic process
Molecular function (GO): 3-beta-hydroxy-Delta5-steroid dehydrogenase (NAD+) activity
Source: RefSeq, a predicted model, not a curated record